GACGCAAAACUACCACGGCACUUUCCUUCUUUGAACACUUUUUGUUUUAGCCCUAGUUACAUGAUAGACAUUGUGGACCCUAUACCUGUACCAGCACCCGAUUGGUCGAGUUUUGGAGCUUACAAACGUGUUGAUCGCAAAGUCAAACCUGUUCCUGGA
Molecule: messenger RNA, 159 nt
Organism: Serpula lacrymans var. lacrymans S7.9
Lineage: Eukaryota; Fungi; Basidiomycota; Agaricomycetes; Boletales; Serpulaceae
Exons: 1
Source: RefSeq, a predicted model, not a curated record